Sorghum bicolor (sorghum) is the source of this 1257-nucleotide messenger RNA. Its product is annotated as MADS-box transcription factor 26. Gene Ontology annotation, molecular function: RNA polymerase II cis-regulatory region sequence-specific DNA binding; protein dimerization activity; DNA-binding transcription factor activity, RNA polymerase II-specific. Gene Ontology annotation, biological process: positive regulation of transcription by RNA polymerase II. NCBI's taxonomy places the organism in Eukaryota, Viridiplantae, Streptophyta, Magnoliopsida, Poales, Poaceae. Gene Ontology annotation, cellular component: nucleus. The coding region runs from base 155 to 772 and encodes 205 amino acids. The transcript has 7 exons. The record is from RefSeq and is a predicted model, not a curated record.
AUAAAAUGCUCACUUCCUUGGUGGAUCCAAGUCGCCAUUUGCCUCAAGUGCAAGAGGGGGAUCAGAUUGGUCACAACAGCCUCUGAAGCUAGUCAAAACUAGUGAGAGGCUGUGUGCACAAAACUAGUAGAAAAGAAAAAGGCUUGAAGAUCCAAUGGCUCGUGGUAAGGUUCAGAUGAGGAAGAUCGAAAACCCGGUGCACCGGCAGGUAACCUUCUGCAAGCGGCGAAUGGGCCUGCUGAAGAAAGCUAAGGAGUUAUCUGUUCUAUGUGAUGCUGCUAUCGGUGUCAUCGUGAUCUCCCCUCAUGGCAAGAUUUAUGACCUAGCCACCAAUGGGAACAUGCAAGGUUUGAUCGAGAGGUACAGGAGAACCUAUUCAGAAAGGCCUGGUGAAAGUAGCAACCACAACAAAACCCAGAUAAUAAAACAAGAGGUGUUAGCGUUAACGCGUGAAAUUGAUUUGCUUCAAAAGGGAUUCAGGUACAUGCAUGGAGAGAAUGUAGAGAAUGAUAUAAACCACAUGAAUCUUGACGAGCUCCAAACCCUUGAAAAUAAUCUUGAAAUGUGGGUAAAUAGCAUUCGCUCCCAGAAGAUGCAGAUCAUCUCUAGGGAGAUUGAGAUGCUCAGAAACAAGGAAGCCAUGCUGCAGGCUGUCAAUGGCGUGCUUCAGGAAAGGAUAAUUGAGCAGAAUGGGAUUCUGAAUUUCAGCAACACGGCGAUGACACCGCAAACACCAUUCCAGCUAACCAUGGAGAGAAACUACUAUUUGUAGACAAAGCUGCCAUCCUAUGGAUUUAUACCUUCGGUUCUGAAACUGUAUGGUGUUUCAAUUUUGUUCCAAGUCAACCUUCUUGACCAAGUUUGUAGAAAAAUGUAUAAAAAUCUACAAUACGAAACAAAUGCACCAUUGAGACAGAUUUAAUGGUGGAUUUAAUUAACUAAUUUGAUGUUGUAGAUGUUGGUGCAUUUUUGUACAAACUUGGUCAAAAUUCGAAAAGUUUGACUUGGGACAAAAAUAAACAGAGAUAUAGUAACUCAUAAGCUAUGUUUCCAGUUCAACUAGGCUACCAUGCGAGGACAUCAUAAUCAGAUCCUGACUACCACUCCAUCGUGGGGAAAAUUAGUAUUUGUAUCUAUGCAAGCUCUGCAUGUGUAAAUAAACUACUUUUUAAGAUUGAAUUACCUCUAUGUUCAAUAUGGUAGAACUUUGUGAAUAUAAUGAUGAAAUUUGGCAGUCAGAGUUCUGGCUCAGAAUCA